UGAGGUGGGAGACGUCUGCUUAAGCGUCCAUCCAGUCCCUCCUUCCCUGCCUUCGGAGAGAUUCUCCUCCCUCGCCCAAUGACUGGAACCCAGAAUGCCAGGGCUACCUCGCUCCUUCGCCAACCCCUCCGCUUGAGGAGGACUUUCCAGCCAUGGGCCGCUCUCCAGUACCGUACCUUUUCUUUCCUCCUCCUUGGGUCUCCGCCUCCUCCUUGCCUUCCAGCAGGCCCCCUUUCCAUCCCAGCCAAGCAGAAGAGCGGAAAGCAGCCGAGGCAUCUCUCCGUCUGUCUCUCUGUCUCUCUCCGCCCGCCCGCCCCCUUCCUUCCAGCUACGUUGGCAGCUUUUCUUCUGCCUUUCAUUCCCGCGAAUCCCGCUUCCGGGCGUCCCUUCUUUGCCUCGGCCAUGCUCUCCUUCGCUCUCCUCCUCCUCCUCUUCGCUGGAAGCUGCGGCUGCUUCUCUUCAGGGUCGAGCCACGUAGCCCCUUUCGACUCGCUCUACGCUGACGGCGUGCGGGCGUACUUCGCCCAGGACUGGCCUCGGGCCUCCGAGCUGCUCCAGCGCUCUCUCCACAGCUAUUCGCAGCUGCAGGAGGCGCGCCGAAAGUGCCGAAGCGGAUGCCAGAAGGAAACCUGUUUUGAGAGCCCGUCGCCUUUGCAGCCGUGGGAGACCAGUUUCUUUGACCGGGUGCUGCAGCGAGCAGAAUGCCUGGAGGAAUGUCUGGGACUGAAGCUGGGCGGGCAGCCGUCCCGCUACCGAACCAGCCGCGUCAUACAACGGGAGUUUGAAGAGAGGGAGCCCUACAAUUACUUACAAAUUGCCUACUUCAAGUUAAAAAAACUGGAUGAAGCUGUCUCUUCGGCUCAUACAUUCUUUGUAGCCAAUCCACGGCAUCUACAAAUGCGUGAGGAUAUGGAGAAAUACCAGCGUAUGGCAGGGGUAAAAUCUGAAAGCUUUCGGGAUCUGGAGGCUCAACCACAUUGGGUAGCUUAUGAAGCUGGGAUGCAGCAUUAUGGUAUGGACAACUACCAGCAGGCAGCAGCAAAACUAGAAGAAUCGCUCAGAGAGGCACUGCUGGCACUGGAGAAUUGCAGAGCUCUUUGUGAAGGGCCUCGCGAAGAUGAGGACAAGGAUGAGACACAACUAGGCCUCUAUGAAAGCAUUGCGGCUCAUUAUGUCCAGGUCUUGAAAUGCAGGCAGCAGUGUGUCCUUGAUAUUGCCACCAAGCCAGGCAGGGUGUCUUCCACGGAAGAUUUCAUCCCAUCUCAUUUUGAUUUAUUGCAGUUUGCCUAUGACAGAGUUGGAAAUCGGACUGUUGCUGCUGAAUGUGCAGCUACCUUCCUGCUGUUCUAUCCAUCAGAUGAAAAAAUGCUGGAGAGGUUGAAAGAAUACCAAGCAGACCUGGGAAAAGAAAUAGCUAUUCCAGCCAGAGAGAAUAUCCGCCGUUAUGUGCAGAGAUCCUGUAUGGAAAAGAAACUGAUCUAUUAUGCAGUACAGCACCUUGAUGAAACUUUUAAGGAUCCAGAUUUAUGGACUCCUGAGGAACUGAUCCCUGAAAGCAUGAAGGAGAAACACAGAGAAGAUCGGGAGAAACGAAGUUUGAAGGCCUCACAUAUUCAACAAUGGGAUCAAAAUGAACAGCUACCUUUUGAGGACCUCACCAUCACCAUGGAUUCUCACCAACUCAAUGGUACUGAGAGGGUGGUCUUUGACAGAGUCCUGACUGAGUCAGAAUGCAAAGACAUCCUCCGUCUCUCCAAGGCAGCUGGAGGAACAGGAGAUGGCUAUCGUGGCAGACGCUCCCCUCAUACUCCACACGAGCGAUUUGAAGGCUUAACAGUGACAAAAGCUUUGCAGCUGGCUGAGGAGAGUAGUAUGAACUGGAAAGAUACUAAACUUCUCCUGCAAGCCAGUGAGAAAUCCCGGAAAAUUGUGGAAUCCUAUUUUACUCCUGGGAAAAAUCUUUAUUUUUCUUUCACACAUCUUGUGUGUCGCACAGCCACAGAUGGAGAACAGGAAGGCCGUAUGGAUCUCAGCCACCCAGUCCAUGCUGAUAAUUGCCUCUUGGAUCCGGAAGGAAAUACUUGCUGGAAAGAACCCCCUGCCUACAUACACCGAGACUAUAGUGCAAUCCUUUACCUGAAUGAAGACUUCCAAGGGGGAAAUCUCUUCUUCACUGAGAUGGAUGCUGUAACCCUUACAGCUCAAGUGCGCCCUAAAUGCGGGAGACUGGUGGCCUUCAGCUCUGGUGCAGAGAAUCCUCAUGGCGUGUGGGCUGUGACCCGUGGGAGGCGCUGUGCUAUCGCCCUCUGGUAUACCCUUUCUCCAGAGCAUGAGGAACAGGAACGGAGUCAAGCAGAAAAGCUGAUGAGACAGAAAGAGGCAGAACAGGAAGAGUCACAUAAAGAAGACCCAAAGGACAACAGUUUUGUACCUAAAAGUGGGGAUUCACCAGAGCCUCCUGCUCCAAAGGGAAGAGCUAGAUCCACAAGCCGAAAUAUUAAAUUGGACUCUAACUCUGGAGUGAAGUCCAGGAGGCUGAGAGUCAGAGAUGAAUUCUGAUCACAUUCAACGCAACCUGGUCUUUAGCAGCUGCUCUUAAGUGACUGGUACAAGUAGGCAGCCUGAGAAAUUUUGCAACUCCUGAGGUAAAAAGUUGUUUCUUUAUGACACUCAAAGUAUGGAUCAGAGAGUGAUGCUCCUGGACUCCAUCUACUACUUAAACCAGAAUAUCGUUGUCUACCAGUAAAGAUGCCAAGCUUGUAAACGAAUGUAACGCUAUGCCUAAAACAGACUGAGACAAGAAUCUUCAGAUCAGCCAUAUUCAGAUCAGGCCACUAGUUCCUCUCAUUCAGAAGCCUUCACCAACAAUAUAGACACCAUUAAUACAGAUCUACCUACAUUACAGGGCUCUUCUGAGGGGAACAGGGAUAACAUAAAAUGUGCUUGGAUUACUUUUAAAGUGCUGUAUUAAUUUUGAAUGUCGUCCGUCCAGUUUUCCUCUACCUCCAUAUUUGAAGGAAUCAAAAGUGGGAAAAUAAUAAUAAUCAUUUGUGUGAGCUUUGGGAUCAGAUGCAUGAAAGUAGACAAGCCAUACCAGACAAAGGGAAAUGUAUAGUGAAAAAACCCAGGAUGAUCAGAAUUCUUGUCCAAAACAAAAGGACAGAAAAACAGGUGAAAUGUUAAGAAGCAGAAUUACUAUGAGUUCUUUCUUCAAGCAAUGUAUUCCAAAACAGAUUGGUAGUCAGGUUCUAGAUCGUCUAAUAAUGUGCUUUUGAAAAUCUUUUUUAAGAAGGUAGCAUUCAGCACCUAAUACUAUAUUCUUAUUUUUUUUCUGCAAUUGCUUGGGUUAGUAGAAAGUAACAGAAACACAGACUCCGAAAAUUUGCAUGUACAGUAUUUGCAUUCUUCAGUUUUUAUUUUGGAAGUAGAGUUUUCUUUUCAAAGAAUGUUUUUUUAAAGUCAAAAAGCAAAUAGAAUGCAAAUAAAAUUGAGGUCAAAGUAAAUAUUUUUAAAAGAACAGUGUAACUCUGGAAAAUAGUAAUCUGGAUCAGAGGUACAGCAAACUGGAGAUGAUACUUUAUCUUUUUUCUUCACAUUUUCCAUUGAAACUAAUUAACUUCUGUGAUUAAAAAAACAUGUGGCUGGCAACACAGCAGAGAGUGAGGAAUCACAAAGAUUGGUGGUGGAGGUGAGAGGAAGGUUGAGAAGAAGAGAGUUAAGGACCUCACAGCACUCCUGUCACUUUUCUAUUAUAAUAUUCCCUAGCCUGCCAUUUCAGGCGAUUGGUGAACCAGUUCCCAGAUCCAGGCUUGUUCUGAACAGCUGAUCUCACUAAGUUUUAAAAGUAAAAGAUCCGUAGGAAUAAAAAUGAAGGGCAGAAAGUGGUGGGUGGGGGAAGCAAACCUAUUAUUUGUUAAUUUAUUUGCCAUCUCACCAUGGGGUAUUAAUAACCAUGUAAUAGAAACACUGAACAACGAUACCUGUGAGGUAGGGACACCAGAUCAGCAAAGCUGUUUUAGAAAAAAGAUC
Molecule: messenger RNA, 4029 nt
Organism: Pseudonaja textilis
Lineage: Eukaryota; Metazoa; Chordata; Lepidosauria; Squamata; Elapidae
Gene: P3H3
Product: prolyl 3-hydroxylase 3
Biological process (GO): collagen metabolic process
Cellular component (GO): endoplasmic reticulum
Molecular function (GO): L-ascorbic acid binding; iron ion binding; protein binding
Source: RefSeq, a predicted model, not a curated record